Messenger RNA from Sporothrix schenckii 1099-18, 231 nucleotides. Its product is annotated as cytochrome c oxidase assembly protein subunit 17. The coding region runs from base 1 to 231 and encodes 76 amino acids. The record is from RefSeq and is a predicted model, not a curated record. NCBI's taxonomy places the organism in Eukaryota, Fungi, Ascomycota, Sordariomycetes, Ophiostomatales, Ophiostomataceae. The transcript is spliced from 3 exons. Gene Ontology annotation, molecular function: copper chaperone activity; copper ion binding. Gene Ontology annotation, biological process: mitochondrial respiratory chain complex IV assembly. Gene Ontology annotation, cellular component: mitochondrial intermembrane space.
AUGUCGUCUUCACAGCAGAAAUCAUCAGUUGCGGCCGAGUCGUGCCCGGCACCCUCCAUUGCGACCAGCGAAGCUGCCUCGAAGCCCAAGCCCUGCUGCGUUUGCACGCAGGAAAAGUCCAAGCGCGACGAGUGCAUGCUCUUCUCCAACGCCGCGAACCCAUCCGUCGACUGCAAAUCCACCAUCGACCAAUACCGUACCUGCAUGGCUGGCUUUGGCUUCAAGGUAUAA